AUGAGGAGCCACACGCCAGUCACUAACUUCAUCCUACUAGGGCACAAGGCCAACCCGAAUUUGCAUGCGGUGAUUCCUCUCUACAUGUCUGUCACCUACGUACUGAGCGUCAUCGGCAACCUGACCAUCCGCCUCCACACCCCCAUAAUUGUGGCCACCAUUGUCACCCGGGACAGGACCAUUUCCAACAACUAUUGUGCAACUCAGCUAUUUUUCUUCAUCCUCCUGGGGGCGACUGAGUUCUUCCUCCUGGCCGCCUUGUCUUACGACCGUUAUGUCACCAUCUGCUGGUCGCUGCACUACACAACUGUCAUGAGCCAAAGAGUCUGCACCCUGCUGGUCCUUUGCUCCUGUCUGACUGGGUUCAUGGUCAUCUUUCCUCUGGUCAUCCUUGGUCUCCAACUGUACUUCUGUGGCUCUGUAGCCAUUGACCACUUUUUCUGUGACAUCUCUCCUCUGCUUCCGCUCUCGUGCUCGGACAUCUGGUUCCUGCAGCUGAUGGCUCUUAGGAGAAAGGUCUUUUCCACCUGCUCCUGCCACAUAGUCGUGAUCUCCAUCAUAUACGGUAGCUGCAUCUUUAUGUAUACCAAACCGUCUGCCAAGGAAAGUGUGGAACUGACCAAGGUGGUGGCGGUGCUCAACACGUCAUUGGCCCACAUAUUGAAACCCUUUACCUAUACCCUGCGGAAUCAGCAGGUUAAGCAGGCCUUCCGGGGCACGGGACAUCGGGUCGGAUUUUCCUCCAGGAGCCGUGCUACCUCUCCGUACAUUAGCCUAAUGCUUUAUCUGCUGCCCAACAAAAAGGAGCUGAUGGUUAUCCAACACUCUGUCCGCCCCUUCACCCCUGCUUCUGGAAAUUCCUCCUCUGGCCAGCUUUUAGAGAAGCCCAUCUCCUUCCUGAAGAGUACAGAAUGA
Molecule: messenger RNA, 915 nt
Organism: Tachyglossus aculeatus (Australian echidna)
Lineage: Eukaryota; Metazoa; Chordata; Mammalia; Monotremata; Tachyglossidae
Product: olfactory receptor 6C3-like
Exons: 5
Coding region: 1-915 (304 amino acids)
Biological process (GO): G protein-coupled receptor signaling pathway
Cellular component (GO): membrane
Molecular function (GO): G protein-coupled receptor activity; olfactory receptor activity
Source: RefSeq, a predicted model, not a curated record